Molecule: messenger RNA, 1197 nt
Organism: Adineta ricciae
Lineage: Eukaryota; Metazoa; Rotifera; Eurotatoria; Adinetida; Adinetidae
Source: the annotation of a GenBank genome assembly
AUGUCAUCGUCAUCGCCGAAAACAUCAGGUAAUUACCAAACAAACUGUUGCUACCAGCAGUCAGCUUAUGGAAAUAACGUGGGGCAAUAUUCACUCUUACCUCCAACACAUCAUCCUCAUCAGCAACAACUAGUCAAUAACAAUGUUCAAGCCCUGUCGCCAACAUCUUUGUCUAUGGUUUAUGGAAAUCAGCAACCAACGAAUGCAUCGACUAUGUUACAAGCGCGUUAUCAGAAUGAACAAAUCAAUGAGAAAACUAGUAACAGUUUAACAUCAACGUUAGUAAAUGGACAGCAAGCAUCUAUGCCAAAUAAUUCCGCGACAUUGGCAGCUACGACGAACUAUCGGAGAAAUUUCAAUGCCUGUGCUAAACCACCUUAUAGUUAUAUUUCAUUGAUUACAAUGGCAAUACAAUUAUCACCAAAUCGCAUGUCUACUCUAGCUGAGAUCUAUCAAUUCAUCAUGGAUUCGUUUCCAUACUAUCGUCAAAAUCAACAGCGAUGGCAGAACUCUAUACGACAUUCGUUAAGCUUCAAUGAUUGUUUCGUCAAAGUACCACGAAGUCCUGAUCGACCCGGUAAAGGUUCAUAUUGGGCAUUACAUCAAGAAGCAACAAACAUGUUCGAAAAUGGAUGUUAUCUUCGUCGACAAAAGCGCUUUAAAUGUACAAAACGUUUACAACACGAUCGUGAUUCAAACAACAAUAGCCGACGUCACGGAAUCAACAAUAGUCUGGAUAAGUCAACAACAUCAACGGGCAGUGGUCAACGCAGUCCACUGUCAUCUGCAUCUGAUAAAUCAUGUGAUGAACAAUUGUUAGUUCUCCAACAACAACAGAGACCUAAUUAUAUGCAGCAGCAGCAGCAGCAACAACAACAACAACAACAACAAUCAUCGUUGGAAACGUUAGACUCUCGCGAUUUACAAGUUCUACCAACGGGAACAACUAUUGGCAUCAAACAACUCAAACAGGAACAGUGUGAAUUUAACCAGAUGCCAUUUGAUCCGCACACAUUUCCUGGCUAUUCACCGUUUGCAAUCAAUUCACUGAUAAUGCAUCAAGGCUUCGGUGACAAUCCAGCAGCAUUAAAUGCUUAUUACGCAUCGCAAUUACCCCAAACCGCGUUCGUACCGUCAUCAUCAUCGGAUUACUAUCAUCAUCCGGCAAUGUACGCGACUCAACCGAGUACAUUGUAA